AUGGGAGAUGAGAAGCUUUCACGCCACACAUCUUUGAAGAGGGCGAGAUCUCUCUCCGAAUCCAUUAAAGGUCUAUUUAAACCAUCAGGAAUCUCAGGUAGUAAUGGUGCUGCGGCACCUUCUCCUCGUCCUGGUCAGGACCAAGCACAUUCUCACCAACCAGCCAGGAUCACUACCAGUAACGUAUCUUCCCCAUCUAUAUCUCCUGUACAUAGUCCUGUUCUUCAAGCGGCUCCCAAGCAUCAUAAGUUGGGCGUUCCAAAUAUUGCUAAGCUUUCACUGUCACCUAGCAGGGAGCCAUCCUUGAAUUCAGAAAAUGAAAUGUUCUCUCAGGAAUCCUUUAUAAGUGAAAAGGAUGAAGAUGAAGCCAAUCUAUUGGAGAGAGAAGAGCUUCAAAACAAAAAGGACGAACAAGCUCGUAUGAAACACGGGCGUUCCAAGGACGUUCAUGCACCUCAUCAUCGUUAUACAGUUGGUAGCGAUGAGGCUGAAAGGCGACCAAAAGAAAGGCUGAAAAACUUUCCGCAAAACACAGGUCCGCCGAAUCCUGCAAACGGUACUGCUAACCAUGUCUUAGAUCAGGAGAAUAACUUUUCUAUUGAUGCUAUGCUUGAUUAUGACGAAGAAUCCAAAAUUAAAAGGAGAAACAGUUUAGGCGUACGUAAUAACGGUAGUCGUACAAGAAGUAGAAAAAAUAGUUUGUCUACACCAAGAUCACCACCUAUGAAGAAUGGAAAUGACGGGGCAAGUACUAAUUCUGCCACUAAUGCUAAUAAUACAGGUAACAGGAUAUACGUGAGAGGAAGAAACCACUCAGAUUCUAUCAGUGCAUCCAGUUUACCAAAAUUCCAAGAAAUUGAAUGCAAGUGUAUUUUAGAUUUAGACCAUUUCAAAGUCUUUGAAAAUGGAUAUCAUGAACAUACUCUGAGGGUGUUGCCAAUUAUUGCAAACAAUAAAAACGUGGAUAGUGGCGACGAAAAGGAUAGUGACGCUUCUUUGAACAAUGGCGAGGAUGGCGACAAUGAUAUUGAGACAAAUAUGCAUAAACAAAAAUCCGUGUUUUCAUUGAGUGGAUUAUUCAAAUCUCAUAAAGAUGUGAGUCAAAUGCAACAGCAACAUGAAGAAAGUACAGAACAGAUCAAUCUGGAGAAAGCUUUUUCCAUUAUUCCAUCUCAAAAAUUCAUUAAAUCCCAAUCAUUAAAAAAAUCAAGAACGGAUAACCUCAAAAAUGGUAACAAUGACGAAUUGAUGAAAAAUGAUGGGAAAAAUAUUCCACAAAUUGUGAAUCCUAACGCUGCCGUCGGCGCCGAAGAGUUGAAGCUAAUCAAUGCAUUAUCCGAGAAGAUACGAAAGGGUCUUAAAAGUGAAAACGCUAAGAGUAGAAAUAGUGAAGGCAGGAGUAAUAGCAACAAGCAGGAAGAUUCUGAUGACGCAGAGAACAAGACCCGAACAGCAAAUGACGACAUGUCUCACAAGCCUUGCUCCCAGAAAUACGGGAAAUCUAUUGGGGUCGUUGGUGCAGGCGCAUACGGGGUGGUUAAAAUAUGUGCAAGGUGUAAGACUGCCAGAGAUGUAUUACCAUACAGUACCUAUUCCAAUGGUAAGAAGUUGUUUUUUGCCGUCAAAGAGUUGAAGCCCAAACCAGGUGAUCAGAUUGAUAAGUUUUGUACGAGGCUGACUUCUGAGUUCAUCAUUGGACACUCAUUAAGUCAUCCGCACUUUGAGGUAAAUGCGAUAGUUCCAGGCACUGUUCCAAGAACCACACCACCAAAACAUGUCUUUAAUGCACCAAACAUUUUGAAAAUUUUAGAUCUAAUGGAAUAUAACAACUCCUUUGCAGAAGUCAUGGAAUUUUGUGCAUCUGGCGAUUUAUAUUCGCUAUUAACAAGAAAUAACAUUUCCAAUGACGCGAAUAAUGGCAGUUCAAGAUUAAUGCAAACUGUGAAAGAAGGUUCUGGCAGUCCGCUACACCCAUUAGAGGCAGACUGUUUUAUGAAGCAACUGUUGAAUGGUGUUCAAUAUAUGCAUGAUCACGGUAUAGCACAUUGUGAUUUGAAACCUGAGAAUAUUUUAUUUCAACCAAAUGGGUUGCUGAAAAUCUGUGAUUUUGGCACGAGUUCAGUUUUCCAAACAGCAUGGGAGAAGCAUGUUCACUUCCAAAGCGGAGCCAUGGGUUCUGAACCAUACGUGGCACCCGAAGAAUUCAUAAGAGAUGCAGAAUACGAUCCACGUUUGGUGGAUUGUUGGAGUUGCGGUAUAGUUUACUGUACAAUGGUAAUGGGACAGUAUCUUUGGAAGAUUGCCAUCCCUGAAAAAGAUUCUCUGUUCAAAUCUUUUCUCAGCGAAAUUAAAAAUGAUGGUCAGUUUUACUUAUUCGAGGAAUUAAGACACGUCAGCAGCGAAGUUAACAGGUUGAGAAAGAUUGCACUCUACAGAACAUUCCAGGUGGACCCCACGAAGAGAAUCACCAUUGAGCAACUAUUGCAGAGCUCAUGGAUGAGAAAGACGAAAUGUUGUGUUGUUUAUAGACCCCUACAUUCUAAGGUUAGCAAAUGA
This is a messenger RNA of Saccharomyces kudriavzevii IFO 1802, 2556 nucleotides long. RefSeq names its product protein kinase HAL5 (gene HAL5). The transcript has a single exon. Gene Ontology annotation, molecular function: ATP binding; protein serine/threonine kinase activity. The record is from RefSeq and is a predicted model, not a curated record. Gene Ontology annotation, biological process: intracellular signal transduction; intracellular monoatomic cation homeostasis; protein phosphorylation. NCBI's taxonomy places the organism in Eukaryota, Fungi, Ascomycota, Saccharomycetes, Saccharomycetales, Saccharomycetaceae. Bases 1 to 2556 code for a protein of 851 amino acids.